UCCAGUUUAAGACUCUUCCAACCAGCCUUUUACUCUACAGGCAUGGACUGCUUUGGCCCAUUUACCAUCAAAAUUGGGCGCCGGAACGAGAAACGCUGGGGUAUCAUUUAUAAAUGUUUGACCACAAGGGCAGUGUACAUCGACCUUCUCUCUCAAGCUGACACAGACUCCUUCCUCAUGUCUCUACGUCGAUUCAUCGCCCGUAGGGGAAAACCUCAUGAGUUGUGCUCUGAUCAGGGUACCAAUUUCAAGGGUGGAGAUCAUGAGCUUAAGGAGGCCUUCAACAAUAUUCACCCUCAGUUACAAAGAGAACUUGCCAAGCAACAGAUUGACUUCCAUUACAAUCCACCAAACUCCCCACAUUUCGGAGGAUCCUGGGAAAGAGAAAUCAGAUCUCUUAAAGCUGCACUGUACACCACCAUUGGUGUGCAAACUGUCACGGAGGAAGUGCUCAGGACUGUCCUUGUUGAAAUCGAAGGAAUUCUAAAUUCAAAGCCAUUGGGAUACGUAUCCUCAGAUGUAGCGGAUCCUGAUCCAAUAACCCCUAAUUCUCUCUUAAUGGGCCGACGAGACUCUGCCUUGCCACAGGUAAUUUACCCUGCAUCUGAACUGCUCAGCCGCAAGCGCUGGAGACACAGCCAGAUAUUGGCAGACCAGUUCUGGAGCAGUUAUCUGCGUAACUACCUGCCCGGACUCCAGUCUCGCCAGAAAUGGCAACAAGAGAUAGACAACUUGACAGUAGGGACAGUGGUUAUGAUUGCUGAUCCACAAUUCCCCAGGGCACUCUGGCCUGUUGGAACUGUGAAAUCUGUCCAGGUCGGAGCUGAUAAUAAAGUAAGAGCUGCAGAAAUCCAGAUCAAAGACAGAACCUACAUCAGACCUGUUGUCAGAUUAAUUAAGCUCCCUUCACUUCCUGAAUGACUGUGAGUACUGGCCCAAGAUACAAAUCUGCAAGCACAUUUGGGGGCGGCUGUACUAAAAUGACGGCCAGUUAUUUAAUGUUCAUACAGUUCUAGUAUAUGUGUAAUGGUUAAUCGCUGUUGUUAUUUAGUCAGGCGUCAGUCACACGCCUAUUGUUAGGACCCAGAAGUCAAAAAAGGACCCGGACGCUGACGCAGUUUCAGGGCAGAUAUGAUCGCUAUUAUUAUUACUAGCGUGAGACGAUUCUAACGGUGAUGAUAAUGCCAGUUCUCCCGCAAUAUUGAGUUAUCGCAUGUGUGCGUGCAUCAAAGAAACCACACUUAAUUAAAUAUUGUUUGAGUUUGCAAUGGGUGGUCUAUGAGUGGUGAGUGCAUCUAGCUCCUCCUAAACGGACAUCAUCUAAGUUAAUUGUUCUGAUCGGACAAGUUUCAGUGGUUUCCACCGUUUAUUAAUUAGCACCUAAGAGCAGAACA
This is a messenger RNA of Cyprinus carpio (common carp), 1394 nucleotides long. RefSeq lists its product as uncharacterized. NCBI's taxonomy places the organism in Eukaryota, Metazoa, Chordata, Actinopteri, Cypriniformes, Cyprinidae. The coding region runs from base 43 to 921 and encodes 292 amino acids. The transcript is spliced from 2 exons. The record is from RefSeq and is a predicted model, not a curated record.